Miniopterus natalensis is the source of this 960-nucleotide messenger RNA. RefSeq names its product olfactory receptor 8H1-like. The record is from RefSeq and is a predicted model, not a curated record. Lineage: Eukaryota; Metazoa; Chordata; Mammalia; Chiroptera; Miniopteridae. Gene Ontology annotation, cellular component: membrane. Gene Ontology annotation, molecular function: olfactory receptor activity; G protein-coupled receptor activity. Gene Ontology annotation, biological process: G protein-coupled receptor signaling pathway.
AUGGAUAGAAGGAACAGCACAGACGUGUCUCACUUCGUGCUCGUGGGGCUGACGGGCUCUGAGGGGCUCGGGCGGGCCCUCUUCACCCUGUUUCUCCUGAUAUACCUGACCAGUGUGCUGGGAAACGCGGGCAUGAUCCUGCUAAUCCGCCUGGAUCUCCAGCUUCACACCCCCAUGUACUUUUUCCUCAGUCACCUGUCAUUUCUUGACCUCAGUUACUCCAACGUCAUCACACCUAAAACCUUAGAGAACUUACUGACUUCCACCAAGCACAUUUCAUACGUGAGCUGCUUCAGCCAGAUGUACUUCUUUAUUUUCUUGGGUACCACUGAAUCNGGUACCACUGAAUGCUUACUUCUCUCCUCAAUGGCCUAUGAUCGCUAUGUAGCUAUCUGCAAACCUCUACACUACCCAGUUGUCAUGUCCUCAAGACUCUGCUGCUCCCUCAUCUUUGGGUCCUAUGGGAAAGGCUUUUUGGACUCGAUUAUCAAUGUGCUUUGCAUGAGCAGACUGCAUUUCUGUGACUCCAACAUAAUCCAUCACUUUUUCUGUGACAUUUCCCCAACCCUAGCCCUGUCCUGCACUGACACACAUGACAUCGAAAUCAUGAUAUUGGUUUUUGCUGUCACCACCCUAAUGGGAUCUCUUACCAUAAUAUGUGUAUCUUAUCUGUCCAUUCUGUCCACUGUCCUGAAAAUUUCCUCCACUUCAGGGAGGAGAAAAGCCUUUUCCACGUGUGCCUCCCAUCUCCUGGGAGUCACCGUCUUUUAUGGCACUCUGAUUUUUACUUACUUAAGACCACGAAAGUCCUACUCCUUGGGAAAGGAUCGAGUGGUGUCUGUAUUUUACACUAUUGUGAUCCCCAUGCUGAAUCCACUCAUCUACAGUCUGAGAAAUCAGGACGUGAAAAAGGCUCUCAUUAGAGUCCUGCAGAGAGAGGGCUCCCGGCUGCUACAGUAA